AUGAUAGAUUUAGUGUUAAUUAGUCUGUUGCUCAUAGGUGCUGAUGCCAGAGCAAGCAGUCGGAUAGCGGGCGGCGAGGCAGUGACCAUCGACCAGUACCCGUUUGCGACGUCGCUGUUGACCAACGUCGGCGCGGGCACUUACGCGCACUCGUGCGGUGGUAGCAUCCUCACUGCCAAUGCCAUAUUGUCGGCCGCCUCGUGCUUCUAUACCGAUGGAGAGGCAGACCCAGCCAGCUGGUGGCGCGCCCGCGUCGGCUCCACAUACAGCAACCGCGGCGGCCUCACCUACCUCAUUAGAACCAUCACAGCCAGCCCCAACUUCUCUCCCACCACUCGGGACAAUGACGUCGCCGUGUUGAGAACCACUCUCAAUAUACAUCUUACUCCGGGAUUGGUUGAGCCUGCAUCGCUUUCUGGCGGUGCUUACAGUUUUUCUGACAACCAGCAAGUUUGGGCUAUAGGAUGGGGAGCGUUUUCAAGUGGUGACCCAGAGACGAUAUCUUCAGAGCUUCGCCACGUGCAGAUCUGGACGAUACCUCAGCAGACCUGCGCUAAUAGAUACAACGAGCUCGACUUCGCGAUCACUAGCAACAUGGUGUGCGCUGGCUGGCUCGACGUUGGCGUCAGGGGACAGUGCCAGGGUGAUUCAGGCAGCCCCCUGCUGGUGGACGGGUACAUCGUGGGCGUGCACUCGUGGGUCCAGGGCUGCGCCCAGGGCUGGUACCCCAGCAUAAAUACGCGCUUGAACCUCUACAACAACUGGGUCAUCGCUGCCGCUACUGCGUAGGGUUAUGAAAACCAUGACCAAAUCAAGCAAUUAAUAAAA
Molecule: messenger RNA, 828 nt
Organism: Cydia splendana
Lineage: Eukaryota; Metazoa; Arthropoda; Insecta; Lepidoptera; Tortricidae
Product: trypsin, alkaline A-like
Exons: 5
Coding region: 1-789 (262 amino acids)
Biological process (GO): proteolysis
Molecular function (GO): serine-type endopeptidase activity
Source: RefSeq, a predicted model, not a curated record